AUGAAUGACAGGAGGCAGCUCAAAGAAGAGCUCGGUAUCAGGACAGUAAUCGACCUUCGAUCCAAGGCCGAGCAUCUCAGCCAGGCACAGAAGCGACAAGCGGACCUGAAGAUCCCGGCGCACCUCCAAUCCAACGCCGCGCUCGCGGAACCAAUGCAGAUUCCAGGACUGAUAUACCGCGAAGUGCGAGUCACGGGGAGACGGCUCGAACGAGCAUUGCUGCGCUUGCUAUCGUGGUGGGAUUUCAUAAAAUUGAUAAUCUUCUAUAUCUUCGGUUUCCGCGUGCAAGCAAUCCGUAUCAUGGGAGAAAAAGUGAUGCAACCGCUUGGUCUCGUAGGACGUAAGUCUGAUAUUCGCAUAUUCAAUCUCUUCUUUUCCCGCCGUGGCGAUUAUUUUCAAAUGCAUCGAGACUCAUCCACCCUUUAAGAGAAUGCACCAGUCGGAUCGUAUAAAUCACAAACAAGAUCCCCAGGGAAAUAUCAAACUGACUUUGUGCUAUAGUUAGUCUCGUAACACUAGACGAGUCCGGACCGGAGAUAGUCGAGGUGAGUUUGG
Xylaria bambusicola is the source of this 555-nucleotide messenger RNA. RefSeq lists its product as uncharacterized. Lineage: Eukaryota; Fungi; Ascomycota; Sordariomycetes; Xylariales; Xylariaceae. The transcript is spliced from 3 exons. The record is from RefSeq and is a predicted model, not a curated record. Bases 1 to 426 code for a protein of 141 amino acids.